Molecule: messenger RNA, 459 nt
Organism: Paramecium octaurelia
Lineage: Eukaryota; Ciliophora; Oligohymenophorea; Peniculida; Parameciidae
Source: the annotation of a GenBank genome assembly
AUGGAUUGUUAAAGAACAUAUUUAUAUGCUAAUUAAAGAAAGAAGUGCAAUUUCUUUCCACUUAAUAGAGUGGAUGCUAUUCUUGAAAAAUGUGAAGAUGGCUCCAACAUCGGUUCGCAUUUACAGAAAAGAAUGGGAAAAGACCUAUUUGAAGAAGCUAAUUAAUCAAAGAAAGUAUAAACCAAACUGGACAUUACAAAUUUGAAGCAAAAUUACUUUAACUACGCAUAAACCAAUUAAUUUUUUGAAUAGAAAUAAAAUUUGGAACAGAACAUAGAAUUAGAAUGGUCAAAUUCAAAUAAAGUUCUUUAGAGUAAUUUUAUUAAUUCAGAAGAUAUCACUAUUUUGGAAGUUGACGAAAUAAACUACUUAGAAUCAAAUCCUUCUAGAAACAUAUAGAAAUUUAAAAAAAAAUAUUGUCAAAAGAUCAGCAAAAAUAUAAAGAAAUUAGUAAACUGA